AGGGCCGUGGACACUGGUGGUGCUCUGCAUCUCCCUGAGCGGCAUCAUGCUCUUCCAGAACUGCUGCAACCUCUGGAUUGCGUACUGGACGACCGACGACAAGUCAACGGCCAUGAUGAACAGCUGGGUGGUGUUCUUCCUCGGCUACGAGCCGUCGGCGGCUGCCACGUUCCUGGCCAUCUACGGGUUUUUCGUUCUUCUCUUCACUGCGUCCAAUUUCGCUGGGCACGCCGUUGAGAUCAUCGGCGGCGUCAACGCCGCGUGGAAGAUCUUCCAGGACGCCCUCACCGGGACCCUGCAGCGCCCGUUCCGCUGGUGGGACGCCAACCCGCCCGGCCGUGUGCUGAACCGCUUCUCGGAGGACGUCAACGUCAUGGACAACGCGAUCACCAACAUCCUCGGCGUCAUCUUCGGAGCAGUGCUGUACUUUGUGAGCCACCUCGCGGUCCUCUCGAUGGCGAAUCCGUACUCCCUGCUGCUCCUGCCGUUCAUUGCCGUCGCCCUGGAGUUCUUCGCGAAGUACUACCGCACCACCGUGCGCGAGGUCCAGCGCAUGUACCUGGUCUCCAUGUCCGCGGUCUACCAGGAGAUGGUGGAGGCCGUCGUCGGCCAGGUGACCAUCCGCGCCUUCGCGGCCGUGCAGCAGACGCUGUGCUCGAGCAUCGACGGCCUCGACCGCCUGCAGAGGAUCGGCUUCGCGAAGGUCUGCGUGGUGGCGUGGAUCGGCCUCCGCAUGGACUUCAUCGGCUACAGCCUCAGCAUGUUCAACGUCCUCUACCCCGUGAUGCAGUUCUACGGCCUCCUCCAGCCGCACAGCGCGGCGCUCGUGGGGUUCUCCAUCUCCUACAGCCAGGACGUCGUGAACAUCCUCAAGCAGAUGAUCAUGAACUUCUCCGAGCUGGAGAUGCAGCUCAUCUCCGUCGAGAGGCUCACCGAGUACUCGCAGAGGGCACCGCCGAGCGCGCCCCCCACCCCGGCCCUGGCGGGCGGCGGCUCCCGGGGCCUCCAGCUGGCGGACGUCGCGGUGACCUACCGGGAGGGCCUGCCGCCGGCCCUCAGCGGGGUCUCCCUGGCCUUCCCGCUGGGCGAGGCCGCCGCCAUCAUGGGCCGCACCGGCGCGGGGAAGUCCUCGCUGCUCCUCUCCGUGAUGCAGCUCGUCCCGUACACCGGCAGGAUCUCGGUGUGCGGCGAGCUGCUGGGCCAGCUGGACGGCGAGGACGUGCGCUCGCGCCUCGUGGGCGUCGUGCCGCAGCAGCCGGCCCUCUUCGAGGGCAGCCUGCGCUGGAACAUGGACCCCAAGGGCCUCCACGCCGACGCCGAGCUCUGGGACGCGCUCCAGGCCGUCGGGCUGAGGGCCGCCUGCAGCGCUCCCGGCCUGGGCGCGCAGGUGGCCACCAGCGCGGGCGGCGGCGGCCCCGGCAGGCUGGCCCUCUCGCAGGGCCAGCGGCAGCUGCUCUGCGCCGCGCGCGCGCUGCUCCGCAGGCCGCGCGUAGCGAUGCUGGACGAGGUGUCGGCGUCGCUGCCGUCGGACGUGGCGGCCAGCACCGUGCAGACGCUGCUGGACCGCUUCAAGCAGCGGGGGGCGGCCGUGCUCUUGGUGACCCACCAGCAGGAGCUGCUGCCGCUCUGCGACCGGGUGAUCACCGUGGCGGGCGGGCGCAUCGUCGGGGACCGCCGCAACGACCAGGCGAGGGGCGCCGAGUGAGUUUCACGCGCAGCGUGGCGCCGCUGCAAGACGAGCGCAUGACUUCGGGCGGGUGCUGGCAUGACCUGGACGCUCUGCUUUGCCGCCGGUUAGGAGCCGAGAGCCUAUAGGAGCAGCCAAGCAGAGCCUCCCCCUGGGCAAGAGGCGGCGGCGCACCACGAGCAGCACGGCCCGGUCGGCGCUGACCGUCAUGUCGCCGGGGGGGGGGAGCCUGUCUGUGUGCUCCUGGGCCUCCCUUGCGUGCCCGCUUAGGGUGGGGUUAGCCACGGGCCUCGCUGCCCGUGUCGCUGCCACAAGGAGGUGGGGCGUUGCGCCCCAGCUGUGCACGGGGUUCGAGCCGGGAGCCCGAUGAAGCAGUCGGCUCCUCCCCAGUCCUCGGCUCCCCGUUCCCAUCCCACUGUGCCUCCUCC
Prorocentrum cordatum is the source of this 2115-nucleotide messenger RNA. NCBI's taxonomy places the organism in Eukaryota, Dinophyceae, Prorocentrales, Prorocentraceae. The record is from the annotation of a GenBank genome assembly.